AAAGAUCAACACAUCACCGGUGAAAUGACUCUCAUGUUUGGAUAGGUUAUCUCUGUGUCAAUGUAGCGUCAAUGACUCCGAGUCACCUACACUUGACCGUUAAAGAUGCACAUUUCAGACGAGCGAGUGACUAUCCGAUAGCGAGCGAGUAUCCCUAAAAAGUGUAGAAGAUGGUUGGUCUUGCCUUGUGGGUAUUCAUGGUAAUGCUAAACUUCACUUACGGAACGCAUUACGACAUGUACAAGAAAAUAAACACAGGCGGCCCGGUCUGCUUUGAGGCAAAGGGAGACAAGCCUGCCGCGGUGACGUACAAUGGGACGGAGGAAGUGGUUUUUGGCGUUGCGCUUGUGCACGUAUCCGGAAAGGUUUCCUGCAACGGAAAAGGUUACAGUCCUUUUGGGUGCGGAGGGAAGUCGUUCAAUGUCUUCGUCACGGACCAGCAAGAUGAAGUCAUCCUCCCAAGGAAAGAGCUCGUCAGAGAUGUUACCGCCACCCAUGUCCCAAUAUCUGUCCGGAGCGAAGGUUGUGAUGACGUUGGUGUUAAGCCAUGUGGAAUUGCUCGGAUUUGGGUCAACGGAAAAGAUUACAGUCUGCAUAGACGAGGCUUUAACUUCGUGGUCGUAGACCCAAAGACAGGUAGAAAACUUGAUGCCCAAUCUUUUGAUACAUACGUCAAGCCAGUUGACGGUGAGAGGGCUUACAACUACACCAAGUCCCUGAAGGGCGAUAAAAUUGUGCUGGUGGCUAUCCAAGACGCAGCGUGGGAGCAAUUGACCAAGUUCCCGAUGCACCAAGAGCUUAUCAGACUUGGAGCAAAAGGACCCAUUAUAAGGGGAUUUCGCACUUCGCUCGCUCUGAUUGGUUACGCGGGCUCGGAAAGACCCCAGUGGUUAUCCUUUGGACAAAAUGCGCGAUACAAGGGCCCAACCACAGUCACUGCUAACAUCCCAUUUAAAACAGGCAAGAGCUUCUGGUACAAGGUAACCAAUCGUGACGUCACGUCCAAGUCCAUUUUGCUCGCCGAUGUGCUGAACCCAUUCCUACUCGGCCCAAAACAGCAGCUGAAGGUCUGGUUCGGAGAGGAUCUUGACAAUCAAGCUGAGGAUGACAACGCGGGUCGCACAUGCGUAGAUGUGUACGCUUGGCUGGCCUGAUCGCGGGCUAGCAAAGAAUUUAUCGCGAAGUUUAAAAAAGUAAAUAAACUUCAUUAUUGAAUAAAAGAAAAUUUAUUUUCCAA
Molecule: messenger RNA, 1237 nt
Organism: Nematostella vectensis (starlet sea anemone)
Lineage: Eukaryota; Metazoa; Cnidaria; Anthozoa; Actiniaria; Edwardsiidae
Exons: 8
Coding region: 171-1154 (327 amino acids)
Source: RefSeq, a predicted model, not a curated record